Priapulus caudatus is the source of this 1483-nucleotide messenger RNA. Its product is annotated as COMM domain-containing protein 3-like. Bases 21 to 605 code for a protein of 194 amino acids. NCBI's taxonomy places the organism in Eukaryota, Metazoa, Priapulida, Priapulimorpha, Priapulimorphida, Priapulidae. The record is from RefSeq and is a predicted model, not a curated record. Gene Ontology annotation, biological process: sodium ion transport. The transcript is spliced from 6 exons.
CAUCUUACCGAAAAGCGUCGAUGGAGUUGUCAACAGAAGUGCAAGAAGGACUACAAAUUGCUGGGGAUACUUCAGUUAUUCAGGAUAAUGAUUUUAUAACGAUCAUGGACGUAUUAUGCCACAAUAUACCAAAUUUAAAACAGCCACAUAAAACUCUAGACAUUCCUCAAAAAAGCGAAACUACUGUAGCCGUGAAGCGAGCCUAUGGAUCGCUACUUUGCUUAAUGCUAGAAGCUGCUAAACAUGAUGCAGAUGAAUCAAACAUAGUGGCCAUUUUAGAAGACUGUAGGUUCAGCCCUGAUCGGCUAUCAAGUGUCACGAAAUCAUUCUUGGAACACAAAGCACAGAUCAGAACCCAUUUGGGAGGCAUAGGUCUCUACCCCCCUCACAUAGUUGACGUGGACUGGAGACUCGACUACUGCAUUAAGGAUAGCAAUCGUGACAAGGUGAAUGAGCCUGUGUACCUGAUAGAUCUAAAGACCCAGAGGUCAGGCGAGACUGAGUUGCAUGAUAUACAGUUCUCGUGUACCAUGGAACAACUGCAGGAUCUAGUUGGGAAACUGAAGGAUGCCACCAAGUCUUUAGAGAAGAUAGCCCAGCUGUAAGGCUGAAUGCAUGGGAAUUUUGAUACAUUUCCUCUAGCAGGCUUCAAUUCACCUACAAAGAACAGUUAUUAUAGUGUAAUAGAAUAAAGUAGUAGUAGUAGAUCUAAAGAUAAAUGGAUAUGUUAUCUGCUGUACAUUGCUGCAGAACAUGAUUUUAAAACACUAAACGCAUUAUUGUGUAAAAUGUUUUUUGUUGUUGUUGUCAUGUAUAGCAAACUGGACCCCUGAUGCUAUCAAAUCAGGAGUCCAACAAGAAAAUAAUGAGUAUUUGACUCUGGGCUCGCAUUAAUUUCGAUCCCUGCUGUGAUGUAGUGGUGUAUGUUGAGGCUUUAAAUAGAAAAAUGUAUGAAGUAUGCAAUGGAGUGAUAAGAGUUCUUUAGCGUGACUGGAUCUUCUUUGUACAAUAUUCCUAAUUUUAGACAAAGUCCCCAACCUCUACAAACAUCAGAGUUUGAUGGACUAUAAAAACCGUUGUGUUCAGCGGGAGUUAAGGUUUAAAGGUCGGAAGUUAAGAGAUCUAGCCUGUAAGCAGUUUGCAAUCAUGUUUUUUUACCAUUCCCUCUGAGCAGCCCGCGUCUUAUUCGAUUGUUAAUGAUGACAGUUCAAACUUGCUUUCGUGAGCCUGGGUGAUGAGUGCAUAAUGAGCAAGCGCAUGCGUUUUCACUUCUAAUUGAGUAACAUGACUCGAACUCACUCAGCUGUUGACAGGGGGAUCAGUUCAUUCUGCAGCCUCUUACCCCUUGCUCGUGCAUCAGUUCAUAUAAGGAUCACGUGAGUGAAACCUGUUUAUUAAUAAUGUAUAAAAAAAGACGUCUGAAAAUUUUGUCUGUGCCACUGUUCUAAUGAACUAGUAAACAGCUUCGUGUUUUGAUUUCAUA